GCGUCAAGCCCCCCCCCCAAAACCGGAAACAGAACGUUUCGACCACGAUAGAGGGAUACGCUAUGGAAAGCAACACAACACCGGCAGGAGUUGAUUCAUUAUUGUGAUCAUCACCAUCGUCUCUAAAUUGAAUAAAGUAUGCUCUUUAGCGAGCCCUUCAUGCGGAGGAGGUGAGCCUGGUUGGUCACAGGGAUAUGGUAAUGUAUAGUGACUAGCGCUGGACACAACAACAACAAGGAACAGCAGAUUUGCCUGUGAUGAGUUGCGAAGGCACUGGUUUGGGGGCCCUGGGCCCACUUGCAGGGUAUUGGGAAAAAGUCAGUCGAACUCAUUGUCUUCCUCUCCUCUACCCUUACUGUCACUUGUGCAAAGCUAUUUUGGAUUUAAGGAUUUAUAUUGGGUAUAAUAUCCUUAUUGUAUCCAAAUCAAAAUCCAACAAAAAGAAUACUCAAAUGAAAAUUGGAAAUCUUUGCUUUCGAAAGGCGAAACGUUUGUGUGGAUGUUUUUUUGUUGUUGAGGGUUAUAUCAAUUUCUAUGCCUCCUGGUACAUCGCACAUAAUGCAUGUCCCUGUGAAUUCCUUCUCAAAUCAAUGAACUUCAUUACGAUUGGACUGGACUUUGUAAUAUUUCAGCUCUGAUACUUUCAUAGUCGCUCUAACAAACUCAAUGAUCCUGUGUACUCUGACCUGAUACUCCAGUGUACUAUAUGACAUUGACAUAUUAUCUAAAUAUCUUAUAAUCAAUGAUACUGUAUUUGAUACACUUAAACAGGGGGUGGACCAACUCCAGUCCUCGAGGGUCUGAUUGCCGUCACACUUCUUUAACACAGCUGAUUAAUCACAUUGUAUUCUAAACUGAAGAUCGUGAUUAGGUGAUUAUUGGAGUCGGGGGCUGUGGCACCUAUCAGGACCUCGAGCACUGUAAUUACCCACCCCUGCACUAAAGCACUGAAUUAUAUUUAGAAAGAUAUUGAAUGAUAUUCCAUGUUACUGUAUGACACUCACCUGUGCUCAAUUAUGCUGUACGAUGCUCUGUGAUGCCUUACGGUAUGUUGUCUCCUAGGCGACAAAGCUGCCCUCCACUUCUCCUGAUAUCGAUCAGGUUAUUUAACAUGUUCUUUGUUGUCCAUAAUGAUUGGUCCCUGCAGAUCCAGGAGCGCUCAGACUCGUUGGAGACCUGUCCAUGGUGUGCUGCUAAAGGGCAGACUCAGGCCCUGCGUUCCUAUAGGAUUGGCAUCCAGGACUUCGUCACCCUCUGCACUGACCCGCAGUGUCUGUUUCCCUUGGUCUCCAGGCCUUUGGAAGAUGUCCUGGCCAGCCUCGUACCCCCUCUACCCCAAACACAGACGGGGAGGAAGAGGAAGAGUCCCUGUGGGUUGGAGAACGGAGACUCUGUACCUUCCCCCAAAAGCGCACGAUCAGAGGAGGCCGUAUCACAGAAUGAGAUUCGCCCAGUCGCCAGGAUCCCCAGCAUCCAACUCCAUGGGGAAGGCUGUUUUAAUAGGACGAAGCACACAACGCCAGUACAGAAGGAGAGAAUCAGCCAAUCAGAACCCACAGACAUGGAGCUGGUGGAUAAAACCCUCAACUAUCCACUUCCUGAGACUGAGAGGGAAGGGGCCAAUGGAUACCACAAGGAUUCUGAUUGGCCGAUCCCAGAGGAAAUGGACCAGGAAGUCCUAGAUGAGGAUGAAGAGGGAGAAGAUGGUGUCUUUCUCCCAGAGAAGACUGUACCUACGUCACAACUGGCAGUGUCUUUUGUAGACACUGAGCCUGCACCAAAGGAGGUUAUCUAUCCCUUAGACAAGGCUGUAUUUGCCCUAGAGAAGACUUUAUCUCUCCCUCCGGUAGCCGUUUCUGCCCCAGAGAAGAUUUUACCUCCCUUACACUUGGCAGUUUCUGCCUCAAAGAAGAAUGUGGCUGCCCCAGAGAAAGCCUUGGCUCCACAGGUAACUGUCCCUAAUUUACAGGACACAGUCCGUCUCCUAGAGGAUCUGAUUGCCCCAGGGGAGACUGUCCCUCUGCUAGAGGAUUCUCUACCUGUCCCAGGGGAGGCUGUCCCUCUGCUAGAGGAUUCUCUACCUGUCCCAGGGGAGGCUGUCCCUCUGCUAGAGGAUUCUCUACCUGUCCCAGGGGAGGCUGUCCCUCUGCUAGAGGAUUCUCUACCUGUCCCAGGGGAGGCUGUCCCUCUGCUAGAGGAUUCUCUACCUGUCCCAGGGGAGGCUGUCCCUCUGCUAGAGGAUUCUCUACCUGUCCCAGGGGAGGCUGUCUCUCUGCUAGAGGAUUCUCUACCUGUCCCAGGGGAGACUGUCUCUGCCAUGGAGGAAGAUGCGGAGGGAAAGGAGCCUGUCCCUACCAUGGAGACUGUCCUGGUCUUGCAGGAGGCUCUAACUGUCUUAGAAGAGGCUACACCUGGCAUGAAGGACGGUCUAAGUGUCUUACUGAAAAAUAAGAAGGAUGAAGAGGUUCUAAUCGCCUUGGAGAAGAAGGAAGAAGUCGCUUCACUUGGGGCCUUGGAGGCUGUGUCUAUACCUGCUAUGAUUGAGGUUGUCCCUGCUUUAGAGAAAGAGGAGGAUGAUCUGCCUGUCUUUGACGAGGAAGAGAAGAUGCAGGAGGAAGAGUGCCCCCCACAGGGGGGGUGUAGACCCUGCAGUGUGGACCUCAGUCAGAGCAAAGUGCCUGAUAGUCAUGAUGAGGAAGAUGAGGAAGAUGACGGUCCUAUCAGAGCUAGAAGAAGAGCUCACAACGCCCGACGUCUAAGCACUGAGGAUGAGGAACAGGAAGUAAGCGUCAAAGAGGAAGUGGAAGUCCUGACACCGCCGCCGAAAAAGAAAAGGGGCCGGCCAAGAAAGACUGCUGUUAUUAAAUAUACGCAGGAAGUGUUGCCCGACUUUGACCCGGAAGUGAUCUCGACGGGGGAGUUGGUCCCAGUUCCCGGACCUCACCUGUUCUGGAGGAACGAGCACAGUCUGGAUUGGCUGAACACCUUGCUGAUAGCGUUGGUCCACUGUCGCACCCUGAGGGACAGACGACCCAUCAAGAGGCCCACUGUAGGUCAACCUGUCUGGGAUCUGUGUGAGAGGUACGACCGGGCCUCUAGUCUCAGCACGGCCUACCAACACACUGGCGCAGAUGGUGUAGUCAGAGUGCCCUCUGCGGUGUUACAGAGGGUCCAGACUGAGAUGCAGGCCAUCAGGACGGCCAUCUUUAAACUGCUGGAGCCUCUACUGAAAUGUAAACUGGGUCAGAAGGAGAGGCUGGUUUUCGCCCUGCCUCUCCUCCUCGGGGCUGACUCCUGGGCCGAACAGCUGUUCCAGCACGCGUAUGACUGGCAGUUUCAGUGUAUCUCAACAACUUGCCAGCAUGCCACCAAAACCAAAUGUAAGAAGACCCUCACCACCUUCACCAAGGUGGUUACUGAUUGGCACCCUCUCAAUGCUGCCAACCAAUCACGUUGCAACAAGUGUAAUAAGACGAAGCAAGCCAGGAUGUUGGUGCUGGAGAGGAUGUCUCCUGUGUUUGUGCUACACUUUGCAGAAGGUCUCCCUGACAACGCCCUAAGUGUGUACUCCUUCACCUUCCAGCAGCAGAGAUACUCCAUCACCACCCUCCUACAGUACGACCAGCCGCUCAACCACUUUGUCACCUGGAUACGCAGACCUGACGGAUCAUGGUUAGAGUUUGACGACCUGAAGCAUCCUGACUGUGUCUCGCACACCCAGCUGGUGGUCCCUCCUAGAGAGAUCCAUGUUGUCUUCUGGGAGUUGGAGACAGACCGACCGGACAACCCACAGACAACCUGCUCUUCUCAUCCCAAAACCCCGACGAGCACUUCCUUGAUACAGAAAGAACUGAAGCAACCUCACUUAUCCGAGCUCUUUGUCGUUAAUGAAUCUCUUGACCUUUCUCAGACGGUCUCUGAUGACGCAGACAUGGACGCCACCAUAACUGCUGACUAUAUAGAUAACAAUAUGGACACAACAUUAACGAAUAACGUAGACUCUCCCAUCAUCAUUGGUUCCACUUCCGUGCAUGCUGAUGUACCGGUCCAGUCCCGGUCUCACGACCUCUCUCUCCCUCUCGAUGACACGGCCGUUGUUGAGGCGCUGACGGUGUCUGACAAUACCGACAACGACAUCGUGGUCACCACGGUAACAGCCGGUGACCCGUCCAUCGGUUCUGCCACGCUGCUCGACACCUUCGAAGGCCUCUCCCACGAUGACAUCGUCACCCUGACGCUCGUAGAGGUCAAAAUGGACUCGGAGAGCAGGACGUUGGACGACGUCACCCCGGCGCCCGAACAAAACGGAAGAGACGUCUGCUUUCUCUCUGCUCCUAGAUCUCCGAGACCCUCCCAUCUGCCCAUGAAAUGACCAUCUGCCCAUGAAAUGACCCCAUCUGCCCAUGAAAUGCCCCCAUCUGCCCAUGAAAUGACCCCAUCUGCCCAUGAAAUGACCCCAUCUGCCCAUGAAAUGCCCACUGAAUCUGAAACGCCCUCAGAAACAGACGAUGAAGACCUCGUCGAAAGGCCAACGUCACCCGAUACGGCCAGUGAGUUUCUCCCUGACAGCAGUGACGGUCCGUCUGAGACAGACUCUGAAGAACUCACUCCUAGUCCUCCCAAGGUCAGGAGGGGCAGCAAUAGACCUAAAAUGGCGUCCAACACUCCAGUUGCUGCAGCAGCUAAGGUGGUCAAAUCAACAACAAAACCAAUGGCACUUCCUGGAAACUGCGGUGAAAUAAUCCUUCCUUCCGUUGUAUCUAUGAUGUCACCAUCAUGUGUGGAACCCAGCACCGCAGCACCAGAGUUCCCUCCAUCUCUCCCGCCCCACCCCAAAUACUCCAAUACCUCCAACUCUCUGCAGAGCACACCUGGUCUCCCUCCGCCACCCCACCCCCAAACCCCCAAUACCUCCAUCUCUCUGCAGAGCACACCUGGUCCCCCUCCAUCUCUCUCGCCCCACCCCAAAACCCCCAGUACCUCCAACUCUCUGCAGAGCACGCCUGAACUCCCUCCGCCACAGCACCCCAACUCCCACUGGUCGUACCUGCUCAGCCGCCACCCCACCUCCACCCCCACUCCCCCCAGCACCCAGAGACAACCCAACCACUCAACACCCAACCGCUUCCAGCAGCUUUCACAGACCCCUAAGAUGGCUCCCCUCAACCCAGACGCCAGGCUGAAGAAGCCUCCGCCUCUCCCCAAACCAAGACUCAGUAAGGAGGACAACGAGGCCCUGCCGGUGAAGGCCGCCGAGAUGUACGGAGGGUUCCGGGCCAAGAGCAGGAACGUAAAUACAAACGUAAACAACGUCUCUUCCAAGACUUCACCUCCAACCCAACUCCUCUCUCAAAGAAUUGACCCUCAAAAUGGUGUCUGGAAGACACCAAGUCAGCCUGGCGCCCUCGCCUCGCGAAAAACCCCUAUCGACAACACUACAGCAGCGUAUCCUAUCAUGACCUCACUUCCUCCUUCUCCGGGAGUCACGAAGCUCCAUAAAAUCUCUUCCUCCAGGAAUCAAGAUCCCGGUGGCCAGGUCUCGAAGGUUCCGGCCGGCCUCGGUGAGACAGAAGCCCUCAGGUACAAGCUGCUGAAGAAUCUGAAAGCCAAGAAGAAGAAACUAGAGAAGCUGAAUCAGAUGUUGGGUUACCAGGGGGCUGCAGUAGGACAGGAAGUGACCCGCAGACCAGACUGCGCCGACCUUCGCUCCCCCUCUACUGUUAGCUCCAGUACCUCCGCCUACGACAGCCCGGCUUACGACGAGUUCUUCGCCGACCUUCUGUCGCCCGCGACGACUGCCAGCAAUCUAUCACCGGACAGCACGGGCUUCCUGGAUAUGCUGACCACCAAUGGGCAAGAAGGGGGAGGGAACUUGGCGUGUGGGGGGAAUGCGAUUGGUGGAGCCUCGCAGGCGGUGACCUUACAACCGGCCAAUCACGGUGUAGUAAUGCCACUGCCUGGUCUAGAUGGGCCAAUCGUGACCUCCGGUGAGAACUUCCUGGAGGAGUUCAUAUCGGGGUCGGCCAAUCAGCAGAUGGAGACAGAAGCCCUCAGUGCUUUUGACCUGUUCUUUUAGGCUUCGUUAACCACAGGUCUAGGAUCUGCUAUCUGCUUAACAACCCCUGAGCUUAAACUACAAAACUUAGCUCAGAUCAGUGACGACAUCUCAGAUAUCUCCCUAAAUAGGGCGCUACUACUAGUCCUACAGAGCCUCUGGUCAGUAUUACAGAUCCUCUUCAAUGACAGGUUUUCUCACGUCUAAUUCUUUGAGUAGGUCACUAUAUAGGAAGUAGAGUUGCCAGUUUAGACGUAGACAGUUGCUAGGAGAAACGACAUGCUACUACACCUUUCAGUCGUGUGUGUGUGUGUGUGUGUGUGUGUGUGUGUGUGUGUGUGUGUGUGUGUGUGUGUGCAUCAGUGGGUUGUUCUGUUAUUGGUAGCAUGUUGUCACACAAAGCGGAAUCUUAACAGCUUGCCCGUUAAACAUCAACACUCCGAUAUCGUUCAUGUAUUUACUUGUUUACAAAAGAAUGUUGAAGUUGAAUAAUGUUGAUAUUCACUGAAGCUCUGUUCAAAAUGCCACCUUAUUCCCUAUAUAGUGCACUAUAUUUUGACCAAGUCCUAUUAAGGUCCUCAAGUAAAAAAAUAGACAGACUUGAGGCUUUUAAACGAAUGUGAAACAGAGAGAGCUUGUUUCAGAGUAAAGUUAAUAGGCGAGUGAUCUGAUCUUGCUUCAUAAUGUUCAGAAGAAAUCACGAUACUGUUUUUUGCUUUGAUUUGCCCUUUUAUUUUUUGUUCUUAUUGUGUUUUGUCUGAAUUACUUAAAAUCCUGAACUAGGAUAAAAGCCUGACAACUAGGAUAGAAGAUAGAAGCUGGGUUUGUGUUUUAGUGGUGGUAGGAACUCUUAUCUUGUCCAUCAGUUAUUUUGAAUGUAUUUUUGUAAUACAAAAGUGACAGUUGUAAAAUGUUGUACAGGAUUGGGUACUGUAUGUAAUUCUAAUAAAAUCAAAUGCUUUCUUUACAUGGA
Molecule: messenger RNA, 7028 nt
Organism: Salmo salar (Atlantic salmon)
Lineage: Eukaryota; Metazoa; Chordata; Actinopteri; Salmoniformes; Salmonidae
Biological process (GO): protein desumoylation; Cajal body organization
Cellular component (GO): Cajal body
Molecular function (GO): SUMO binding
Source: RefSeq, a predicted model, not a curated record